UGUAAAUCGAUUUUACAUAACUAGGCACUCCCCGCCUUAUUUUUGAAUUACUACAAAGUGGCGCCCAACUAAAAAGCUCGUACCACACCUCCAAAAAAUAUAGCGAACAUAAUAUUAGCUUAAACGUUUUAUAAAAUUAUCAACCAACUAAUAGGUAAUUCAAAAAAAAAAAAAAAGAAAACAACUAAAUGUCAGUUUUUCAAUAACAAAAUAAAAUUACUUGGUCACAUAAUAUCUCGAGACGGUACAAAACCCUCUGAUACUAACACGAAAGCAAUUACUGAAUUUAAACAACCGAAAACUCAGAAAGAUGUUAGGUCAUUCAUAGGUAUGUGUUCAUAUUACAGAAAACACGUAAAAGAUUUUGCGAAUAUAGCUCACCCACUCACUGAAUUGACUAAGGGGGACACUAAAAAAAUUAUAUGGAACGAUGAACACGAACAAUCCUUUAAUCAGUUAAAACAGUUUAAUGACGAAAAAGAAGUUUACCUAACUAUAGACGCUUCGUUAUUAGGUGUAGGAGCUUGCCUUGAACAAUGCGAUAAAAAUAACAUACUACGUCCAAUUGGAUACGCCUCUAGAAAAUUAUUAAAAAACGAAAAAACUUACUCGUCCACAACAUUAGAACUAUGUUUCGGCAUUACAUACUUUCGGGAAUACUUAUGGGGAAGACAUUUUUUUUGUAUUUUAUGACAAUAUCAGCUUACAAUAUUACACAAACUUGAAAAUACCAUCGGCUAGAAUAGCUCGACUAACGCUAAAAUUGUUAGAUUUCAAUUUCGAAAUAAUCUACAAAAAAGAAAGGAGAACAGAGUCGCUGACGCUCUUUCUAGAAACCCCAUUAAUAAAAUUGAUAUUAAAACUUAUAAUGAUAACUUAAAUAUUGACUUAGCGGAUAUAAAAAGCCAACAAAAUAAUGACCAAUUUUGUUCCCACAUUAUAAAAUCAAUUAACAACAUUCAAAUUGACCAAAUCCCAAUUAAUAUUAAAAGGAAAUCGAGACAAUUUUUGAUAAUAAAACGACUAAUGACAUAAUUCAUGUCAGAAGAAUGAAACCAUACAUUAAUAGAUAGAAAAAGUAGGCAGAUUAGAAUACGUUUAAAAAAAAAAAAAAAAUAAAAAAAAUAAUAAUAAUAAUAACAAAUAAUACUAUAACAAGAUAUAAUAUAAUAAAAUAUACAUACAUACAUAUAUAUAUACAUAAAAACCGUUUAUCUGAAAGGCCUCCUCACAACAAUAAUUAUAUGGCACCAUACGUUUUAACCAUUUUUACCAUCUUAUUACGCUCAGCUAUCAUAGUAUUAUCGAGUAGGGCACCUAAUAUAACAAAAAAAGAGAUACGUAAUAUACCUUUUUUUUUUAUAAUCUUAUAAAUACACGCAAACGCUAAACAAAUAGAAAUGAUCAUACUCUUCCACCCAUCCAAUAUAAUUAUUAUAUACCUACUUAUCAAUAAACUUUUAUUCACAGGUUUUUUCUUUCUCUUCCCUUCCAUAUUAUUACUAUCACAAUUUCCUUAUAUUAUUUGUAACUAUUUGUUCAUUUAUUUAUAUAUAGAUAUUUUUUUUUCUUUAUUUAUUAUAUAAUACAAAUAAUCAACAUGCUCAAAGACUCUCUGUUUAUAUUCUUUACAUUUUGCACAACUACAAACAAAUGUAUAGCUUAUGAUUGUGGNCUAGGAAUAUUAUAAGCCAACAAACAAUAAGUAAUAUGGUCCAUUCUGAAUUACAAAAAUUUGGGAUAGGACAUGUCGCAUUCAGCCUCUUAGGAAUCUUUGUGAUAGCAAAUGACUAUCAACACCAUACUGAAGAUAUCCAUCCUUUACAACACAUUUGGUUGGAGCAUUAAAUCAAUAGCGGGCAUUUUCUAAAACAUAACGCAUUAUCUAAUGCACAAGAAGAACUCGAACAGAUGCGGGGCUGUUUCUACUACUAUGACCAACAAGACAACGGAAGAAAAACACCAUACUCUACAAUUGUAUCCAGAUCUUCGAAGAACUUCAAUAUAAAAUAAGUAUCCACCACACAUCACAUGCAUACGGACCCCCCUUUUAUAGUAUAUUCAUUUUACUCUCUCCCCUUAUUAAUACUACAAUUUAAUAUUAUACAUUGAUUUCUUUAUAAAAUAAUAUGCAUUGUUAUGAGGGCAUAACAAAAAAGAGACUGGGGUGGAUGUAAUGAUAUGCUAUGUAAGCUAUCAUACAUUAUGUAAAAUAAAAUAUUAUAAGUCAAACAAUUAACAACGGAAAUUAUAGUUAAACAUUUACAUACGACGCCAUUCUUUUUUCUUAUCAAAUAACAUAUAUUUUAGUGCGAUAUUUACUCAUCGUAAGGAGAUAAUACUUAAGAUAUCAUAUAUAAUUAAAAUAAAUUAUAUAGUCAAUAUUGUAAAAUAUUUAUAUUAAUUUGUAGCCAUUAAUUAUUAGAUUAAGUUGUUAGUAUUAACCAAAUUAAGAUAAUAAAUUUACACACGCACACACACACAGAUCUCCAGUUAUAAGGAGGCCGGACACUUCUAAUCACCCACACAGUGUAUGCAUUGUUCCCGUUGCUUUUGGACAGAUGAUCACAAGCGAGUGUAAAAGACUACGCAGAGAUUCUUACAAAAGCACGGGAACCUAGAACAGUGUUUUAUAUUUUAAAAAUUAAUAAAAAAGAAAUAGUUGUUAUAUUAAAAUCUUUUUAUUUACUACGAUCACCUUUAUCAAAUUCAACAGAUCAAUUUGCCGCCUGAAGAAGAAAGGUAAACAAAUUUAUAAUUAAUUUAUACGUGUGAAUCGAAUUUACAUAACUAGGCACCUCCCGCCUUAUUUUUGAAUUACUACAUAGU
Molecule: messenger RNA, 2829 nt
Organism: Cinara cedri
Lineage: Eukaryota; Metazoa; Arthropoda; Insecta; Hemiptera; Aphididae
Source: the annotation of a GenBank genome assembly